Molecule: messenger RNA, 1401 nt
Organism: Ilyonectria robusta
Lineage: Eukaryota; Fungi; Ascomycota; Sordariomycetes; Hypocreales; Nectriaceae
Product: ammonium transporter AmtB-like domain-containing protein
Exons: 4
Coding region: 1-1401 (466 amino acids)
Biological process (GO): ammonium transmembrane transport
Cellular component (GO): plasma membrane
Molecular function (GO): ammonium channel activity
Source: RefSeq, a predicted model, not a curated record
AUGUCGCUCGAGUAUAACGGCACGACCGACAAGGCCGAUGAUGGCUACUCAUCCGGGGUCCACGACCUCAAUGAGUUCUACGACACUGGUCACUUGACCUUCCUUACCAUCAGCGCCGUUCUCGUGCUGCUGAUGAUUCCCGGUGUCGGUUUCUUCUACAGCGGUCUCGCCCGCCGCAAGUCCGCCCUCUCACUCAUCCUCCUCUCCAUGGUGUCGGUGGCCGUCAUCAGUUUCCAGUGGUUCUUCUGGGGAUACUCCCUGACCUUCUCCCGCACUGGCAAUGCCUUCCUCGGUGACCUGACCCAGUUCGGUCUCAUGAAGACCAUUGGUCAGCCCAACGGCUCCUCUGCGCUCCCUGACAUCCUGUUCUGCCUGUACCAGGGCAUGUUCGCCGCCAUUACUCCCGCCCUCGCCAUUGGCGCAGUCGCGGACCGCGGCCGCAUGCUCCCCGCCAUUGUCUUCAUGUUCCUGUGGUCGACCGUCGUCUACGACCCCAUCGCCUACUGGACCUGGAACGCCAACGGCUGGCUGUUCAACCUCCCCAGCUACGACUUCGCCGGCGGAGGCCCCGUCCACAUCUCGUCCGGCACCUGCGCCCUCGCCUACAGCUUGAUGCUCGGAAAGCGCACCGGCUACAACAGCAACAACGGCCUCCCCUACCGCCCCCACAACGUCACCCACGUCGUCCUCGGAACCGUCUUCCUCUGGGUCGGCUGGUUCGGCUUCAACGGCGGUUCUGCCCUCGCCAUGAACAUCCGCGCCGUCAUGGCCUGCUACGUCACCAACCUGGCUGCCUCGUGCGGUGGCAUCGCCUGGAUGCUCCUCGAUUACCGCCUCGAGAAGAAGUGGAGCACCGUCGGCUUCUGCUCCGGUGCCAUCUGCGGCCUCGUUGCCAUUACUCCCGCUGCCGGUUUCGUCAAGCCCUGGGCUGCCGUCAUCAUCGGCGUCUGCGGUGGAAUCAUCUGCAACUUCGCCACCAAGCUCAAGUUCCUCAUCGGUGUCGACGAUGGUCUCGAUAUCUUUGCCGUCCACGGCAUUGGCGGCAUGGUUGGAAACAUCCUGACCGGUAUCUUUGGAACCUCCGUCAUUGCCAACCUCGACGGUGGCACCUACGACCCCAUCGGCUGGGUCGAGCACAACUGGAUCCAGCUCGGUUACCAGAUCGCCGGCUCCUGCGCCGCCUUCGCCUGGUCCUUCGUCCUGACCUGCCUCCUGCUCUUCAUCAUGAACCUCAUCCCCGGCCUGUCCCUGCGCGUGUCCGCUGAGGAGGAGGAGCUCGGCCUCGACGACGGCCAGCUCGGCGAGUUCGCAUACGACUACGUCGAGGUCACCCGCCAGAUCGACAGCGCCGCUCACUCGUCUUCCGAGGCCAGCGCCCGCAACAGCCAUGAGAAGGUCUAA